CGAAGACUAGCCGCAAAAUUGAUUGAGGAUUUCCACAGUGGGGAGUUAACUUUGGAACUUAUAACAGAGUUAAUUCCAGAAGACCUUAGAAAGGAAUAUAAUGAGACUUACGUUCAAGUGACGCUAACUAUAGAUGGCGAGCUGGUGCAACAGUGUCUGUCUCAGGAUCAAGGGGUACAGGACCAAGAUGAUGGUUCAUCAGACAAGGAUGGUGGAGCAUCAGCAUCUACGAUCGAUCAAAAAUUGACUUGUAUUAGUACUAAUCUGGAAAAACUAAGCCUAUCGAAAGUUAAGAUAAAAGGGCAGCUUGAAGAGACGAGAGAUAAAGAUGACACGACUAAAGAUGUAGCAGUAAGAGAGGCAACUGAUGUCGAAACAUCUGAAAUCCCUUCAAAGAAUCAAAGCAAAGAUGAAGCAGUGUUAAAUGCUGACGGGAAAAGAACGUCUCAGUGGCAGAAUAUUAAAGCAAUUGAUAUAGCAGGUGAAGACAUGUAUGGCGACCAACUAGAGGGAGCAGUAGGUGGCUUUAGACCGGAUGUUGCAG
Molecule: messenger RNA, 544 nt
Organism: Owenia fusiformis
Lineage: Eukaryota; Metazoa; Annelida; Polychaeta; Sabellida; Oweniidae
Source: the annotation of a GenBank genome assembly